Eruca vesicaria subsp. sativa (arugula) is the source of this 654-nucleotide messenger RNA. The record is from the annotation of a GenBank genome assembly. NCBI's taxonomy places the organism in Eukaryota, Viridiplantae, Streptophyta, Magnoliopsida, Brassicales, Brassicaceae.
AUGAUAUCUACGGAGUCGGGUUUGGAUCAAUUAUUAGGUGACCAAAGGUUGAUGAACUCCAUCAACUCCCUAUUUAUUAAUGGCUUUCAACAAAAGCCACUUGAUAUGUCAGCGCUGGGGGGUAUGAAAAAUCUUCGUCAGCUCUGGGUGGUAAAUAGUCAGUUCAUGGAGAUCAAUCAGACAAGUCCAUUGUUAAGCAACCUCUCAAAGGUGCGUAUAAUGAAGUGCAGUGGAAUGAAGGAUCUGACUUGGCUGCUGUUAUCUCCAAAUCUUGUCUACCUUAACAUUAAAUUUUCAGAAGUGGAAGAAAUUAUAAAUGAAGAGAAGGCAGCCAAUCUUACAGGUAUUACUACACCAUUUGAGAAGCUAGAAGAAUUAAAUUUUUCAGCUGUGCCUACACUGAAGAGUAUCUACUGGAAACCUCUUCCAUUUCCAUUAUUGAGGCGCCUGAUUAUAACAGCCUGUCCAAAUCUGAAAAAACUUCCCUUCAACGCCACAAGUAUCCCACGUAUUGGCCAGUUGAGAAUAAUAGUGCGACCACCAGAACAGGAAACUGAGUUUGAAUGGGAAGAUGAAGAUACUAAAAAUCGUUUCUCGCCUACAUUCACAUGGGCUUUAGGUAUAUUAAAAUGGGUGAAACUUGAUCUGGAUUAG